UACGGAACGACGCCGAAUGGAGUUGGAUAGCCUUCCGCAUGAGCGCUCGUUAAUUAGCGAAAGGAGAAUUUGCGUUUAAAAACCAUCUUAUUCUUUUAAACCCAAAGACCCCAGACAGUAAAAUAGGAUAAGUACUACGGCAGUAAAAAACAAUAAAGAAUGAUGGAAAGAAAAACAACACUGAACUAUAUUUAGUGGAAGGUGGUACAGUUGUGAUGCGGUCAAAUGUCAACAUUGACAGCAUGUGGUUCAGAUAGCUGAUUUGGCCAUCGAUUUCUUGAUCAAUGAAACGCUUAACGCACAAAUACCCCUAAAUGUCGCGUGAGGUAUAUUUCUAUGAGAUUCUUUGCGUGCGAUCACUCGACUGUCAUGGAUCGUGUAAUUUUCUUUGUAGUGAUUGCUAAGUAAAUCAACUUGUUGCAAGAACUGCUCUGUUCGAUAGCAACUUUUGUGGUAAGGUAAAGGAAUAUUACUCGUUAUAUUUUCACAAUGGAAAUGGCACUACCCUCACUGUCAACUCCGAGGUACCCAGUUGUUCCCAGACGAUACGAGGACACACGACCCGUGGUUGUUCAAGAUUUUACUCAUAAAAGGAUCUUGGGAUUUGGUCAUGACAUCCACCGCCGCCAAGUGGAACGUAUUGAGCAGGAGAAGCUGCAGGCUAUACGCCAGGCUGAGGAGGCAGUAUGGCGGCAAGCCCAAGGCGGGCAGGAAGUUGCAGUCCAGCAGGCCAAUAAACAGGCCAAGUUGGAUCAAGAGAAAAUAAUUCGGAAAAUGCUGAAGGAAAUGGACAAAAAGUUGAAGGAAGAAGGCCUGAAGGUAGAAAUGGCCAUGCAGAAAUUGGCGCUGGAACAAGUGAAGGAAGAACGUACCAAGGGAGAACUAGCCCUCAAAGAAGCAGUGAGUCUAGCGGAGAAGAAGGGGGAUACAGAUUGUCUCGCGGCUGUGGCUCGGGUUCGGACUGAGGAGAGGAAGAUUGCUGAGGCAACAGUUGCCAGACUGAAGAGGAAACAGGAAGUAGAAAUAGCUCGAGAGUUGGCCGUGGCUGAUAACAAACACCAACAUGAAACAGCGGCCCUGGUAAGACAGAAGAACCUGGAGAAGGAGGCAGCUGUUCGUCAAGCUCACCAACAGGAACAACAAGCUGCAGCUGAUCGGCUCAACCGAGUCAAGGAGGAGUAUGACUUGAAGGUUAAACUCCUGGAAUCAAAACUUGAGAACAGAGAGUCUGAGAUUGCCGACUUGAAGCAGCAAAUCCAAGACAUUGAGAAGAUGAAGCAGAAGACCGAAGAUUGUUUGAUAGAGACUCGGAAAGAGCUUCAGAGUGUUGUCCAGCAUAUAGGGGGAUUUAGUGAUGACCAAGCCAGCUUUCUGAUGCCAUCGCUGUAUCUGGAUGAAGUCCAGAAGGUGUAGGAAUACAUGUAGCCAUUGUACUUAGUAUCGACAUCUACCAAUAUGGCAUGGAUACGUCCUAGUGCAUUAUCUACGCACAGAAACUCCAGUUUUGGAGAUAUUACCCAAA
This is a messenger RNA of Haliotis rubra (blacklip abalone), 1522 nucleotides long. RefSeq lists its product as uncharacterized. The record is from RefSeq and is a predicted model, not a curated record. NCBI's taxonomy places the organism in Eukaryota, Metazoa, Mollusca, Gastropoda, Lepetellida, Haliotidae. The transcript is spliced from 4 exons. Bases 490 to 1413 code for a protein of 307 amino acids.